Molecule: messenger RNA, 2468 nt
Organism: Bactrocera latifrons
Lineage: Eukaryota; Metazoa; Arthropoda; Insecta; Diptera; Tephritidae
Gene: TBC1D23
Product: TBC1 domain family member 23
Exons: 4
Coding region: 189-2291 (700 amino acids)
Biological process (GO): retrograde transport, endosome to Golgi
Cellular component (GO): trans-Golgi network
Source: RefSeq, a predicted model, not a curated record
UAUCUGAUUCGUAAGCAGUGAAAAAAAUUAUAAGGCUAAAUUCGUAAUAAAAUACGUGACCAAAAAAUUUAAAGUUAGGCCUAUGUAAAAAAGGUUUUACAAUGUAAAUGGUAGAAAAAUAUUAAAAAAAAAACCUUUAUAAUAAAAAAUAGAAGCAUUUUGUGUUGAAUACACGGAUAAUUAACGAAAUGGAUGAUAAUUUAUGGCUUAUUGAGUUAGAGUCAGCGCUCUUAGAUGACUGUAAUGUUAACGACAUAUAUGCUAUUUGCCGAGGCAAAGCAAUUCCCGAAUCAUUGCGUCCUGACGUUUGGCAAGUGUGCCUCGAUGUGCGUCACAAAAGCGAUCAAAUGUCGUUGUUCAAUGAAAUUUUUGAUUUACCUUUUCAAAAUACGUUACGUGAAGACUGUCAAGCGAUUGUGGAUCGAAUUGGAAAUGAUGAUGAAGACAAAGUGUCAGUAAUUUCCGAUUUGGAGUCGAUCCUCACAUUUUAUUGUAAAAAUCGAAAUUUUUUGUAUGAAAGUGAUAAUGGUUGGAUUGAACUAUUGUUACCUUUGUUGGCACUCAAGUUAAAUCGAUCUGACACCUACAACUUAUUUGAGGCAAUAAGAGACACAUACAUACCUAAAGGCUGCAAACCAAAAGGAAACGUGUUUCAUGUUUUUCGCUUACUUAUACUAUAUCAUGAUCCUGAAUUAUGUACAAUGUUAGAUACGAAAAAAAUUACACCAGAUCUAUACUCAAUGCAAUGGUUCCAAUGUUUAUUCGCUUCGAGCUGCAGCCUUACCGUCAUUCUCUCGAUGUGGGAUUUAUAUUUUCAACAUGCAGAUCCCUUUAUGGUAUUCUUCUUGGCAUUGAUUAUACUUGUCAACGGGCGUGACUUAAUAUUGGAAAUGAAAGAUGCAACAAAAGAAGAUUUAAUAAAAUUUCUUUCAAAUAUGCCUUGCGCUUUGGAACCGGAUGAUGUAGUUGACUUUUGUUCGUUAGCUCAAUACUACUCCGUUAAAACCCCUAGUUCAUUCAAAACGGAUUUUUUAAAAGCGCUUUAUGGUUCGCAAGGUGAAAAGGCACCUCACAUUGAACCCUGCAGUGUUUCGCAGGCCUUGUGUCUUCCAGUUUCCGUCUAUGAAUUAGUGGAAAAUUCAUCUUUAGAAUUAAAUACAUCCGACACAGUACGUUUUUUCUUGGUUGAUUGUCGUCCGGCAGAGCAAUACAAUGCCGGACACCUUUCCACGGCAUUUCAUCUUGAUUGUAAUUUAAUGUUGCAAGAACCUUUGGCUUUUUCUACGGCGGUACAAGGGUUGUUAAAUGCACAGCGCCAGGCAAUUGAAGCAAACUCUAACGCGGGAGGUGAGCAUCUUUGUUUCAUGGGAAGUGGCCGGAUGGAGGAAGAUCAAUAUACACAUAUGGUGGUCGCUUCAUUUUUACAAAAGAAUACUCAGUACGUAUCGUUGCUGACUGGAGGUUAUUUGUCCAUUCACGAUUAUUUUGGAGACCACAUGACAGAUUGCCUAGAGGAUCAUAAUGUAAAAAAGUGCAUUGUUUGUUCUAAAAAUAAUGUAGAACUUAGGAAUUCAGGGAGAAUAAGACAAACACAUGAGGAUAAACGGGAUCAACCACGACCAACCUCCGAUAUUUUUAGCCGAUUUUCUGCUGUAAUGAAAUUGAAAUCUUCAGAAGUAAAGGAGAAGCUCUUCGAUAUCAUUACAAAUCCAUCAAAUGGUGCCACUGUUAAUCCCCAUUCGAAUUUGGGCCAGUCGACCAUUCAGGAUCGACAUGUUUCUGCUACUGAACGCAAUGGAAAACGUUAUCGUAAUGUAGCACCGGUAUUUAGCAUUGACGACGAGAAUGAUGACCAUUAUAACGACAAUGAAGUGAAAGAUUCACCAGAUUUGAUCAGUUCUAAAUUGGCAGGUGAUGCUAAAGAAAUUGUCAGUUUAACUCAGUAUUUAAAGUCGCCAGAUAUAAUUAAUGCGUUUCGUUGUCAAGAAGUUCACAUGAAUGGGUAUAUGUACGAUAGUCAUUUAAUAAUAUCGGCGACGCACUUGAUUGUAUUACGAGAACUCGGGCGCGGGCAAGCUCAGAUUAUAGUUCGACGUCCCCUAUCAAGUAUAGUUAAAAUAACUGCAAAGAAACGUCAUCGUGAUUUGAUCACAUUCAAAUACGGAUUCCCCGAUGGAGAUGGACUACUUAUAACUGACAUGGACCGAUUUCUUAUUCCGAACGCUAGUGAAGCUACUGCUAUUGUAUCGAAAUACAUUGUUCAAACACUAGACGGCUCUAAAUUAACGUAAUGGAACAUUACCAUCUUAUAUUUUACUAACAGCUAAUUGCAUUGAGUGAUGACGAUUUAUAGGUUUUGUUUAUUUUGUAAAAAACGUAUACUAUAUAUAAUAACAUAUAAAAUUAAAAAAAAACAUCAAUAUGUGUAUGCCAUAAAGAACCUUUUAAUAGAUAUUUUCUUUUAUUAA